AUGGAUCGAUUGCAGGUUAGCGCACAGGGCUACCGCUCGCUUGUUUCUAACGGCCAACUCAAACGGAGGCUGGAGCCAGCGUAUGUCGAUAACAUGUCAAGCUUCGCGAAGGUCCUCGCCACAGGAACCGGAUGCGAACGAGGGAUCGAGAAUAAGCGAAACGUUUAUAACGAACUACCAAUGUCUCUCGUCUCGUCUAACUACUUAAUGGCCCGGAAAGCUGGACGGGGAAAAAGAAACCACAUGCCCUUAGGGUAUUCUUUUUUUCCAUUCCAAUCGACGUCACGGCGAACAGUUGGGUCGAAAGAGGCAUCGUGGGGUGGUUCUUUGGAUUGUCUGGGUAUAGUCUUACGGAGUCACGAUGUGCGAUUAUUUCCCUGUUCAACAAUGGACAAGUCCGACAGUGGAAGUAGUGCGGAUGAUGUUCAGGGGCAGAGUUCCACCCGCGAAGAAGAAGAAGAAUGGACGAUCAUCGCGUUAUCCACCGGACGGACGAAAAAGGUGUUGGUGUAUUAUUUAUGUACUGUAUCACUCUGGCUUUCCGCCCUAAAGCAGUUCGAACCUUGGAAACGGUCCGUGAUAUGUACAGUAUCAAUUGCGCCCGUGGAGAAAAUUGCGGUACCAUAAUAACGCAAUCUCCGGUGGCUUGAGAGAUCAUGCUAUGUACAGUACAAGAAUAUACCAUGAUCGAGUGAGUAGGUUUAGGGUGUACUUUGUAGUAUCGUAUCUGUGUUCCAGAGUAAUAAUA
Molecule: messenger RNA, 748 nt
Organism: Paecilomyces variotii
Lineage: Eukaryota; Fungi; Ascomycota; Eurotiomycetes; Eurotiales; Thermoascaceae
Exons: 3
Coding region: 1-627 (208 amino acids)
Source: RefSeq, a predicted model, not a curated record